Effrenium voratum is the source of this 603-nucleotide messenger RNA. NCBI's taxonomy places the organism in Eukaryota, Dinophyceae, Suessiales, Symbiodiniaceae. The record is from the annotation of a GenBank genome assembly.
AUGAAGGCAACCAAGACCAUGAAGGCGAUGAAGGCUGCCAAGGCCAUGACCAAGGGGGGCAUCGUGAGUGAGCUGGCCUCGGCGACAGACAUGAAGAAGUCUGAGGUGUCGCAACUUCUUGGACAGCUCUCCGAAAUCGGAGCGAAGGAGGUAAAGGCAACCGGCAAGUUCGUGAUCCCGGGACUGUGCAUGAUCAAGACGCGCACGAAGCCAGCCACCAAGGCGGGCAAGCGGAUGAUGUUCGGCAAGGAGGUGGCCAUCAAGGCUCAGCCUGCGAAAACGGCAACCAAGACCAUGAAGGCGAUGAAGGCUGCCAAGGCCAUGACCAAGGGGGGCAUCGUGAGUGAGCUGGCCUCGGCGACAGACAUGAAGAAGUCUGAGGUGUCGCAACUUCUUGGACAGCUCUCCGAAAUCGGAGCGAAGGAGGUAAAGGCAACCGGCAAGUUCGUGAUCCCGGGACUGUGCAUGAUCAAGACGCGCACGAAGCCAGCCACCAAGGCGGGCAAGCGGAUGAUGUUCGGCAAGGAGGUGGCCAUCAAGGCUCAGCCUGCGAAAACGGUGGUCAAGGCAUUCGCAGUUUCAGCUCUGAAGAAGCAGAUCUAA